AUGGCAGCCACGCCUUCGAACAGACUCAGACUCACCCCUUCCAACUCGCCCUUCUUUCCUCGCCCCUCUAGAUCUCCCGUCCGGGGUCGCCCCUCCUCGGACCCUUCUAGACUCUCUCUCAAGAGGGUCAUCGGCACAACUUGCUCGUCAGCGACCGGCUUCGACAUAGUCCAAUCCUCUUUCGCCUACAUUGCCGGUGGCGCCGUCGUUGUCGUCGAUAUCCAAGGCGACCAGUACUCUCAGCGUUUCUUCCGCGCUAGGCCUACUGCGCAGCCUCUCUACACCGUCUCUCCCGUCCCGCAUGCACCUUCGACGCCAAACUCGACCCCAAAAGCCAAUGAUAGUAGGAACAGAACUCCAGGGCCCCGCGAAUCUCAGUAUGGACCGAUCGACUGGUCCGAGUCGCCCACCUCGUCCAAAACCUGGACGCAGCGAGAGCGGAUCAAGGCUGCGACUUGCCUCUCCUUGAGUCGAGACGGCAGGUUCCUGGCAGUCGGCGAGACUGGAUAUGCCCCGCGAGUUUUGAUCUUCAACUUGCAAGAUAACUCGUCUGACAUCCCGCUGGUCUCGAUCAGCGAGCACACUUUCGGUGUCAACGCAGUCGCCUGGUCUCCCGACGGGAGAUAUCUGGCCUCUCUCGGUCACGCUAAUGAUGGCUUCCUGUACAUCUGGAAGAUCGAUGCUCGGACCGGAGCCGCAAAAUUGCUGCAGCAGAGCAGGUGCACGUCUUAUGUCCGUGGAAUGACAUGGCUGGGAAGCAGCCUUGUCACUUUCGGGGUCCGACACAUCAAAGUUUGGAGAGUGGAAGAAAUCCAGUCGACCUCACCAGUGAAGCACAAGUUUACGGGCGACGGUUCUUUUCCUUCGCCAUCGGCACAAAAAACCCUCCCAGGCCGGAACAUCCUCCUUGGUUCUCUCUUGGAGGCCACUUUCACAGCUGCCGUGGCUCUCGAUAGGCACAAAGCCCUGGUCUGUUCCGAGCAUGGCGAUGUCUGUCUAUUGGAUGACACCAAUAAACAGAUGAAACUCAUCAGGGUGCGCAACAUGGGCUUUCCAAUCCAUUGUGCGUCCGUGAGGAAAGGUCUGGCGUAUGUGGGAGGCACCUUUGGCAAUCUUGCAACCUUGAGGGUGGAUGACCUUUUGUGCUACAAGGAGGAUUGUCUGGUGGAUGCCAAUCAGCCUCGCCACGGCCUACUUGCCAUGGGCUUCCUCACUUCCCAUCUAGUGACUGUCGAUGCAAACCGGUCCAUCGAUAUUUGGGACGCUGAGCAUAUACCAGGUGGCAAUACGAGCCACCGGGUACAUAUGCCAAUACCUGGACAAUCGGAGCCUCUCAUGGGUGUUCAGUCCCUUCCGAAUGCCAAUGCGAGGGGAGCGGCAUUUUACACGUGGUCUGAAUCGGGGAGGGUCAUUACCUGGGAUAUGGAGGGAAAGAUCAAGUCUACGCUUGACGUUCCCAUCGACCAGCUCGCAUCAGCCACCGAACUCGAUCCCGUCAACCAGCUCUCCAUUGUCAGGGCAACGGAGAACUUGAAACUGUUUGUCGCAGCAGACAAGUUAGGGGUCCUCAGGGUCAUAGACUCGGAUACCAACGAGUGUCUACUGGACACCAAAGCACAUACCUACGACUGCCAGUACAUAUCCAUCUUUGAGAACGAUGACACCCUGUUGAUGGCCACAUGCGGCCGCGAUAGAACGGCACAGUUGUUCCACAGGUUGCCCAACGGCAGCUUCGAGCAUGUUCAGACGCUCGAAUUUGCAGCUAGAGUGGUGCAGGUGCUGAUUCCCAGCGCCGACAGGAUCAUCACCUGCUCUUUGGACAGGACACUGCAGAUCCAUGACAUCAUCACAAAGGAGGAUGAGCCAGAGGCUAUAGCAGCUGUUCCUUCACGAGUGAUUACGCUAAAAGCGUCACCAACCUCGAUGGUCGUCGCCUCGGACGGCAAGUCCGUUUUCGUCUCUACCCUCGACCGCUCAGUCUGUCAGUACGAAUUGUCAUCAGGACGGCAACUCAACGCGUUCAAAUGCACCGACGAAAGCGGAGCAGAAUCCGUGGUGCUGGAUUCUUUGGUCUUUGGCGACACAUGCACCGAUGAGCCGACUUUUCUUCUAGGUAUCUCAAAUACCGACAAAUCAGUCAGGAUCUACGAUGCGCAUACUGGCGGCUUCUUGGACCGAGAAUGGGGACAUACCGAGGCUAUCAAUGGGGUCACGCUCGUAGACGAUGAAGACAGGGGUAGAAAGGUCGUUAGUGUAGGGUCUGAUGGCACGAUCAUGAUCUGGGGGCUCGACCUCGGGGAUCCUGCAGCAGGUUCGAUGAGUAGGGAUCCAUCGCCGGCUAAGGAACCCUCAGCAACGUCUCAGAGACCUCCGUUGCGAAGAGUCUUGUCAAAAGCAGAGCUAGCCGACUUCCAGCGGCCGUCCCCAUCACCUGGACGCCGAUCCCCACCUCGUACACUGCCGCGACGAACCUCGAGGUUUAACCUCACGUCUACAACGCCUACGGUUAGGACCCCUAUAAGUGCUCUUCAGGGUACGCCGGGCAGCAUAAUCGCGGAAGGGACACCCAUUAGGAGAGGAUCUGCCGGCAGUCCAGCCAAUAGCCCGCCUCUUCCGGGGCCAGACAGUCCCAAGUCACGCGUCGUGACCCGCAGGCCUUCUCUCCCAGCCCUACGGACAACACCCCCUGCUGCACCCGGUGCCCGUAAGAAGAGCAGCGCCACUAACCUCCGCGGUUCAUACACGAGCGGGAAUGCCACCGGUACGGGCUUUGGCAGCCUCAGUAUGGCUACCGAGCAGACGUGCCGGCAGCUGCGCACCUAUCGAAAGCGUCUCGCGACCAGCGAGGGGCCUAUUGCGCCGGAUCUGCUGGCUGAGCUGGACCAGGAGCUACGCCUCACGGCCGCUGCGCUGGGGGAUCGCGCCGUGCGCAGCAAGGCCAUGAGCGACGAGAUCAACGGCCUGCUCGACGAGAAGCUCGAGCGCCUCAUCCUCAUGCUCGACGAGAAGUGGCGACUGCCUCCGGACAGUGGCGUUGGCGUCAAUGGCAAGCCCGGCAGCGCGUCGUCGUCGAUCAGGGCCAAGAAGAGGCGAGAUGGCGACGACAGCAGCAGCCUGGAGGGAGGAGACCGCCCCCCUAGUGCGGGGGAGUCGUCUGCCUCGGCGUCAACGCAGUCAGGCUAG
This is a messenger RNA of Thyridium curvatum, 3183 nucleotides long. RefSeq lists its product as uncharacterized. Gene Ontology annotation, cellular component: mitotic spindle. The transcript has a single exon. NCBI's taxonomy places the organism in Eukaryota, Fungi, Ascomycota, Sordariomycetes, Thyridiales, Thyridiaceae. Gene Ontology annotation, biological process: regulation of mitotic cell cycle; mitotic spindle organization. Gene Ontology annotation, molecular function: protein binding. The record is from RefSeq and is a predicted model, not a curated record. Bases 1 to 3183 code for a protein of 1060 amino acids.